Psammomys obesus (fat sand rat) is the source of this 1639-nucleotide messenger RNA. It is a transcript of the gene Ca14, whose product is annotated as carbonic anhydrase 14. The transcript has 11 exons. Lineage: Eukaryota; Metazoa; Chordata; Mammalia; Rodentia; Muridae. The coding region runs from base 614 to 1627 and encodes 337 amino acids. Gene Ontology annotation, molecular function: zinc ion binding; carbonate dehydratase activity. The record is from RefSeq and is a predicted model, not a curated record. Gene Ontology annotation, cellular component: plasma membrane.
UCUGGUCCCGACCAGCUCUCUUGCCUUCGGGAACAGGUUCCCCGCCAGCUGUCCCACACCACCCAGAGAUGUGCUCCGCAGGCAGGAGAAUGGGAACACAGUGUCCUGGGAGGGAGAGGUGCGAGAACCCCCUUCCCCGCCCGAGCGUUCCAGGGGACACCCAUCCGAGCGGCCGUGUAAUGGCAAAGGAAGAGCUCGCUCCAGCUGCGCUCCGGAGCCCAAGCCAGGGCUCCGCGGCUCCGCUGGGCCAUCCUGCAUGCCUAAUCCGCUAUUUAAGGAGCUGCUCGCCUGCAGCCCAGGCACCACCCCCUCCUCACGUACACCGGUUCCGAGCCACCUUAAAAGCGGGAGGCAACUGUGAAGUUGCUGACCAGCAAGUGGUGUAGGGAGAACGGAGGGACAGACAGAAGGGCAGAGAGAGGGAGAGAGUGGAAGAAAUUUACCCUGGCAUCCAGAAGCUCCUGCCAACCUGUGGGAAAUCAAAGCCCUGGAAACCUGAAGAGAGAGAGACAAGAAGAAAAGAAAUAGAACGCCAGAAACUUCUCUCUCCCACCCUACCCCUCUCUUCUAGCCCCCAAAUUCCUGGCCCCCCUGUGCCCCAUUUGUGGAUAAUAUGUUGUUCUUCGCUCUCCUGUUAAAGGUGACUUGGAUCCUGGCUGCAAAUGGGGGUCACCACUGGACAUAUGAAGGCCCACAUGGCCAGGAGCAUUGGCCAACCUCUUACCCCGAGUGUGGAGGCAAUGCCCAGUCCCCCGUCGAUAUCCAGACAGACAGUGUGGUAUUUGAUCCUGACCUGCCUGCUGUACAGCCCCACGGAUAUGAGCAGCCUGGUACUGAGCCUUUGGAUCUACGAAACAAUGGCCAUACAGUGCAGCUCUCCCUGCCCCCAAGCCUGCACCUGGGCGGACUGCCCCGAAAGUAUACAGCAGCCCAGCUCCACCUGCACUGGGGUCAGAAAGGAUCCCGAGAGGGAUCAGAGCACCAGAUCGACGGCGAAGCCACGGCUGCAGAGCUCCACGUGGUCCAUUAUGACUCGGAGUCCUAUGGCAGCUUGGCUGAGGCUGCUCAGGAGCCGCAGGGCCUGGCUGUCCUGGGCAUCCUGAUUGAGGUGGGCGAGAGCGAGAAUCCAGCUUAUGACCACAUUCUGAGUCACCUGCAUGAAAUAAGAUACAAAGAUCAGACGACCUCAGUGGCCCCCUUCAAUGUGAGAGAGCUGCUCCCUGGGCAGCUGGAGCAGUUCUUCCGCUACAAUGGCUCGCUCACGACUCCCCCCUGCUACCAGAGUGUACUCUGGACAGUCUUCAGCAGAAGGGCCCAGAUUUCAGUGGGACAGUUGGAGAAGCUCCAGGGGACAUUGCUCUCUACAGAAGAGGAGCCAUCUGAGGCUCUUGCACAGAACUACAGAGUCCCCCAGCCUCUCAACCAGAGGACCAUCUUUGUUUCCUUCAUUCAAGUGGGAUCACUGUCCACCACAGGAGAGAUGCUGGGUCUCGGUGUGGGAAUCUUGGCUGGAUGUCUCUGCCUUCUGCUGGCUGCUUAUUUCAUCGCUCGAAAAAUUAGGAAGAAGAGGCUGGGAAACAGAAAAAGUGUGGUCUUCACCUCAGCACGGGCUACCACGGAGGCAUAAACUUUGUCUCAA